AUGGGGGAGCAGAACCACUCUCCCAGGAAGGAGCUUCAGCACAGGACAUGUGCAGAGGCUCCAGGAAAGAAAAGCUGGCCCCAGGCCUAUGCCCUUGGGGCCGUUUCCAACUCUAUGUCUACUUUUCUGACCUUUCCUAUCUAUAAGGUUGUGUUCUGGCAACAGAUCUAUGCCAUGGCAGUGUCAGAGGCUGUGAGACAGCUUUGGCACGAAGGUCCUCAAUACUUCUACCGGGGAAUCUACCCUCCUCUUCUCUCCAAGACGUUGCAAGGGACUCUUCUGUUUGGGACUUAUGAUAGCCUGCUGUGCUUUCUCUCUCCUGUUGGGCCACACACCCUGGGACACCGCUGGGCUGCAGGGCUCAUGUCUGGCAUGGUGGAGGCUGUGGCACUCAGCCCCUUUGAAAGGGUGCAAAAUGUGCUCCAGGAUGGUCGCAAGCAAGCUCGCUUCCCCAGCACCUUCAGCAUUCUUGAAGAAUUCAAUUCUUAUGGGCUUUGGGGGCGGCUGUCACAGGGCUACUACCAUGGUUUCUGGCCUGUCCUGGCCAGGAACAGCCUGGGGAGUGCUCUAUAUUUUUCUUUCAAGGACCCCAUCCAGGAUGGCCUGGCAGAGCAAGGUCUGCCCCAUUGGGUUCCUGCCUUGGUGUCUGGUAGUGUCAAUGGAACAAUCACCUGCCUAGUUCUGUAUCCUCUGAUUGUGCUGGUUGCUAAUAUGCAGUCCCAUAUUGUAUGGCAGAACAUGCCAAGCCUGUGGGCCUCUGCCCAAGAUGUGUGGAACACUCGGGGUCGAAAGCUGCUCCUGAUCUACCGUGGAGGCUCCCUGGUCAUCCUAAGGUCCAGUGUGACAUGGGGCCUCACUACGGCAAUCCAUGACUUCCUGCAGAGGAAAUCACACUCCAGGAGAGAGCUGAAGACUGACUAG
Piliocolobus tephrosceles (Ugandan red Colobus) is the source of this 921-nucleotide messenger RNA. Its product is annotated as solute carrier family 25 member 53-like. NCBI's taxonomy places the organism in Eukaryota, Metazoa, Chordata, Mammalia, Primates, Cercopithecidae. Gene Ontology annotation, cellular component: mitochondrion. Gene Ontology annotation, molecular function: NAD transmembrane transporter activity. The record is from RefSeq and is a predicted model, not a curated record.